AAAAAAAAAAAAAAAGAUUGGAUUCUGGGUGCCUUGAGGAUGGCUGGUGCCAACACCAACAUGCCCACCUUCAGAGAUGGCAAGUGAGAUGGUGGUCAAGCAACCUCAGAGACACAUCAGGUCUCAUCAAGUUGUGUCCACAGCACAUCCCUAGGAAGAAGUCAUAGUUAGGAGAACUUGGCCACUGCUAGCUAAAUCUCCUUGGGUGAGCUAUGCAGCUAAGAGUUUCAAUGUUCUCAUCAGUGGGACUUCUGAUCUAGUUUUGUUGCCAAGCCAAUGACCCUGGAUGAAGGAGGAGUGUAUGUCCAAAUUUGUGUCCAAAAAUAAUUCCUCUGCAGAUUGUCCUAAGGAACAAGUGAGACAGAAGUACUUGGCAGUCACCAUAGCAGCAAUUGGUCCUGCUAAAAUCUAAAUCAGAUGGUGUCAACUCUCUGCUCAAAAUUCUCUAGUGCUUUCUGACCUCCCACAGAGUCAGACCCAAAGUCCUAGCAAUGGUCAUGAGGCCUGAUGUGAGCUGCUCGCCCUCCCCACACCCUAACUUCUCCCAUCUCCACUGCUCCCUCCACUCCAGCCACACUGAUCUUCUUGGGAUCCUCUAACCUGAAGAUUGACAACCAUUUUCUGUAAAGGGCCAGAUAGUCAACAUGUAUUUUCAGCUCUGUGGGCCAUACAGUCUUUGUUGUAAUGACUCAAUUCUGCAGUUGUAGAACGAAAACAGCCAAUGUACACGAAUGAGUGUUCCAAUAAAAUUGUUUACAAAAACAGGCAAGCGACCAGUCUGUGGACCCCUCCUCUAACUCAUCAGUCACACGUCCGCUUCCAGUAGUCUGUACCUGCUGCUCCCAAUAUACAUGUGGCACUCUCCUUCACGUCUUCACUCAGGUGUCACCAUCUCAGAGCCCAGGCCAGGCACACUAACACAGCCGCCCUCCCCUGCUCUUUUUCUUUUGCCCUUAACAUCUUCUAACAUAUAUUUAUGUUGGAUAUUGUCUGUCUCUCCCCAACCCCCAUUGACUAGAAUGUAAACUCUACAAGGGCAGAAAUUUUUGUCUUUUUUGUUCACUGCUGCCUUGUAUUCCCAGCUGCCUUGCACCUAGCAAGCACUCAAUACAUAUUAACAGAUUGGAUAAAUCAGGUUUAAUACAAGAUUCAAAAGUUAAGCCACUUCAAAAACUACCCCAAAUUUACCCCAACAUGGGACAAAAGUUCCCAGUAUCUAGAAAGCCCCAGGUCACUGGAUUAUGUCAUAAUCAGUGAUGUCAUCAUUGGGGAAGUUCUCAAGUUGCCCUCUGAUUUAAGCCUUUCAGGCCUUGCAGCCAGUGGGAUGGAGGGGCUUUCUGAGAGCACGAGGGCUCUUAAUAGUGUGUGGGCUCCACAGACAGCAAUCACAGGGGAUGGGCCUGCCAAGAGAGUGCGUGAACAGGUGUCCCUGCAGACACAAAUCCUCCAGACUGCCUCCCUAAAGGACGGCCCGGCAAAGCGAGCAGUGUGGGUUCGCUCUAACCAUUCGGAGCCAGAAGAACCUACCAAAUCAACAGUGGUCAAGGAGAAGCCCAAGCUAGGGGUGACCAAAGCAGUGGUUGUGGACCUUGGCACUGGCUACUGUAAAUGUGGCUUUGCUGGGCUGCCAAAGCCCACCCACAAUGUCUCAUCGACAGUGGGCAAGCCCUACAUGGAGACUGCCAAAACCGGGGACAAUCGCAAGGAGACAUACGUGGGGCAGGAGCUCAUCAAUCCAGGGGUUCGUCUCAAGCUAAUUAAUCCUCUGCGACAUGGCAUUAUCGUGGACUGGGAUACAGUGCAGGAUAUCUGGGAAUAUCUCUUCCAUCAAGAGAUGAAGAUUGCCCCAGAGCAGCAUGCAGUCUUGGUUUCAGACCCACCCCUGAGCCCACACACCAACAGAGAGAAGUAUGCUGAAAUGCUGUUUGAAACCUUCAGCACUCCUGCAAUGCACAUCGCCUACCAGUCCCGCCUAUCCAUGUACUCCUAUGGAAGGACCUCCGGCCUGGUUGUGGAGGUUGGCCACGGUGUCUCCUACGUAGUCCCCAUCUACGAGGGUUAUCCUUUGCCCAGCAUCACUGGACGGCUAGACUAUGCGGGAUCUGACAUGACAGCCUACUUGAUGGGCCUGAUGAACAACUCGGGGAAAUACUUCACUGAGGACCAGAUGGGCAUUGUGGAGGACAUCAAGAAGAAAUGCUGCUUUGUGGCCCUGGACCCCAUUGAAGAGAAGAAAGUCCCAGCUACUGAGCAUAUGAUCCAGUACACGCUGCCAGACGGGCAGGAGAUACACCUGUGCCAGGAAAGGUUCCUCUGCUCAGAGAUGUUCUUCAAGCCUUCUCUGAUCAAGUCCAUGCAGCUGGGACUCCACACCCAGACAGUGUCCUGCCUUAACAAGUGUGAUAUCGCCCUCAAACGAGACCUCAUGGGGAACAUCCUGCUCUGUGGGGGAAGCACUAUGCUCAGAGGCUUCCCUAACCGUCUGCAGAAGGAGCUGAGCAGCAUGUGUCCAAAUGACACCCCCCAGGUAAACGUGUUGCCUGAAAGAGACACUGCAGUGUGGACGGGCGGGUCCAUCCUGGCAUCACUUCAGGGCUUCCAACCACUGUGGGUCCACCGCUCUGACUACGAGGAACACGGGCCUUUCUUCCUCCACAGAAGGUGCUUCUGAACUCUGAUGAGGCAUGGUCGCUGUGGUUGCCAUGCAUCAGCUAUGCUGGGUGAGCACCCAUCCUACAUAUAGGGAGCUGAGCCAGCACAGACACUCCUGUACUAUUAAACGAUCCUCAUGUUCCCCUCCA
Messenger RNA from Equus caballus (horse), 2801 nucleotides. It is a transcript of the gene ACTL7A, whose product is annotated as actin like 7A. The record is from RefSeq and is a predicted model, not a curated record. Gene Ontology annotation, cellular component: cytoplasm; nucleus. Lineage: Eukaryota; Metazoa; Chordata; Mammalia; Perissodactyla; Equidae.